Molecule: messenger RNA, 6649 nt
Organism: Pocillopora verrucosa
Lineage: Eukaryota; Metazoa; Cnidaria; Anthozoa; Scleractinia; Pocilloporidae
Product: inactive tyrosine-protein kinase PRAG1
Biological process (GO): protein phosphorylation
Molecular function (GO): protein kinase activity; ATP binding
Source: RefSeq, a predicted model, not a curated record
GUCGUCCUUCUGAUAUUUAAACCGUGUUGUAUUCGGUAAAAAUGCACCCGACGAUGUGGGAACCCUACGAGAAAGCUACCUAGAAAUGUCUAACUGUGAUAAUUUUGUAGAACAACUCUGGAGAAAGGGGAAGUGCGCGAACUGCUUUCAGUCUCGCGACAAACAUCAAAACGCUGUCAACAAACACGAAGACGCCAAUUUUACCGGUAGUGGUUCCGCAAACUGCAGACCAAAACGAGUUGUGAUUCCUCCACAAAGCCCAAAAACUCAAAAUUUUAAAGCAUGUAGUGUUGAAAAGACAGAUAAUUUAUUUGAACAGGAACAAGGAAAGGAGGGAACUGAUAAAGGGAAUGGUGAGAACGAUAUUAAUAAAUCCAUUACACCUUGCACAACUCACGCCAUUGAAGUAACCAACGAUCGCAGUAGCACUGUGACUGAUUCAAGGAAAGAGGCACAGGAUUUCAAAACAUCGACUGCCCUUAAACCUAGGCCAGCACCAAGACCAAAACCACGACCGGCUUCUCGAGCUGUGGAAUUUAGUUAUAGCGCCGCAAGUCGCGACGAAAACCCGCAAGAAUCAGCAGAUGUGUUAAACGGUCCCACAUCGUUUGAGAACUCUCUUGGGAAUUCCCUUACUCAACCAUGUAACGCAACCUCCUCAGAAAUUCCCAUCGAGAGUGGAUUGUCAAUAUUGGAUAACGUUGAAAAAGCGAAGCUGGAAAACAGAUCUAACAACGAAACAGACAACGAGACAAUUGGUAAUAAAGUAGAUGUAGUUGAGUUUGGGGAGCCAAAGAACGAUGCGGAGUUUUUGGACGUGAACAAAAGUGACAUUCUGCCUUCAUCAGAUAACGUUUCAACCGAAAUUGAAGAAGCCGCUCCGGUAUCUACAAAUGCGAUCGAAGACGACGAUUCAAGCGACGAAUAUGUACCGAUGAAGAGCAAUAUAGUGUUGUUUGGUGUCGAAUCUGAUCCGCUACGUGAAGAAGUUCGUGAGACAGAUGUUUUGAAACCAAACUGUGAAAGCGAUAGUGACUCGAAAAAAAUGGCGAUCAGCGAAAAUCGAAUGAAAGUUGCAUGUGGCUCUCAAAUCGACGAAGAAUUGUCGUCUACUGUUUUAGAAUUUCGUAAUCCGUUGUGCAUGAUCACAAACAAGAUCAACGAAUCUAGAAUUACUGAUCGAGACACUGGUGAGUCGGACAAAUUGAAUAAUAAUCGUGAUAAUCCUAACAAGAUUAUUUGUAAAUUUUCUACUACCACAGAGCCAAAUUACGUAAAUAGAGCCUCAAGCUCAAGCAGCGAAAGUGCAGUGUCCGGCAGUCAAGAUUCGGGUUAUGAAAACACUCGAAAGUCGAACAGGGGUGAUUCUUUUAACAAUGCCUCGGGCAAUGAGUCAGUUCUUGUAGAACAAGAAGUAGGCUUGGCAGAUAUUCCAGUUACUGUCACUCCCACAACAAACGAUGGUUAUUGUAUUAUUGAGUCUAGUGGAACCUCAAGUAGCUCUUGGGGAAGCAGCACUUGGGACAGUUGUAGCACAUCAGAUUUACAUGAAAACAGUGGUGAAGCUAUGGCUGCUAAAAAUUCCUUUGGAAAUUUGAACACCAGAAAUAACAAACCUCACUUGGUGGCAUCACCCAGAGUGGCAGUAAAAGAACAACCCAUACCUAACGAAAAACUCCAAAGUAGCAAUACUGGACCUUUUUAUGUGAAUACAACAUUAAAACCAAUUACAAAACCAUAUAAAGUGGUUGACAUAAGUGCUGGUGUUGCUGUUCCAACAACAGAGAGCCCAAGUGAUGCACCACCCCUGCCCCCAAAAGAAAAGGAUCUGAAGAAAGAUAGAGCUGAGGAAUUGAAUCAUAUUUACUUGGAACCCAGUGAUGGGACUGCAGCUGCCCCAGAACAAAAUUUGAAAAAUGAAAAGGAUGAAAAGGCUAUUUCCAAGGUGAGUGCUUCUCUAAACUCAUCCUUCAGCAAAGCUUCUGGCAGUGUAAUGGACAAGAGCUCAGCUGUGCGAAGGGCCCCAGCACCAAGACCACGUUCUAGAAUACCAUCUCAAUUUGGCACCUUACCCAAACCUGCCCCUCGUACAUCAAGAAUUCUGAACGACACAGUUGUCAAGGUGGACACCAAAGAGCAAAGAGUGGUUACAGUGACCCCACCAGUUGUUUCAAUAUCACCCCUACCCACCAACCCACCUCCAGACCCACCCCCUCUUGAAAGGAGGCCAUCAUUUACAAAACCAAAUCAGGCUCUGACAAGUCCUGCCUCUUCCCCACCCCCUGUGAAGGACAUUGGGGAGCAUAGGAGCCCAGAGAAUCCACCUAAAAGUGCACCUUUGAGUCCUGUUAGUCCUGUAAGUCCUGUCAGCAAGCAAGGUGUGGCAGUAGGGGGGCUACAGGAUGGGCCUGUAAAACCCAAAAGAAGUGCCCCACCACCUCCCCCUUGUGCUUCCAGUCCUCCACCGCCAAAGUCACCUUUGUCCCAACCUGUGACGCCUGUGAAGUCAGCUAGUCCUAGUCCUUCUCAAACAAAAUCUCAGCAAGUGUCAUCUCCAACUCCCAGUCCAUCUCCACAAAAAACUCAGUCAGUCUCAUCACCAAGCCCCAGUCCAUCUCAAUCAAAAUCUCAGUCAAAGUCUAAGCCAAGUAGAUCAUCCAGCUUCACUGAACCACAUGGUGCCGACACGGAUACGAGCCCUGCAAAAAUGUCGUCUCCGAAAUCGACGAUCAGAAGGGCUUUUGCCAGCAUGAAAAAACUGGGGGGCAAAAGGAAACACAGACACAGUAAGACCAUAGAGAUUAGUGCUCCUAUUGCAGUGAAUGAUGAGGUGCCAGGCUUUUUGGAGCAGAAAGAGGCAGUGCGGCGUCGGACCUUUUCCGAAGUGAAGCCUCUACAAACCGAGAAGACCAGGGCGUCAGAGCCAGAUCAGGUUCAGCCUGCAGAAGCUAUUGCCCCUUCCGCUGAAUCGGUACUCCCACCUGCUACAGCUGAACAUGCUUCAUCUACCACUCCUCCCUCCACUGUGGAAUCACCAGCCAUUGAGGAAAGAUACGGCAAGAAAAGUUCUCCCAUUAUGCAGACCAAGCCAGGGAUUGGCUACCAGAACUUUCCUUUGUCAAAGGGAGGAGACACCCUGGAGCGUCCAAAAAAGCCUCCUCGCGUGGCCAAAGUUGUCAAACCAUUGCAGCACAACGAGCCGACGCCAGGCCAAGGUACCAACCAGCAAGAGGAAGAACCAACCUAUCUGCAACCCAAUGAAGAUGAGCUUACAAUCAAAGUAGAGACAGCGUUGGCCAAUUUGACUGAUGCUGAAAUCCUCGCUGAAGCUCUAUCAAGAGUGGAGCAAGAAUUACUUGGACCACUACCAGCCAUUCCUAGAUCCCGGCAGGUUCAUUUCCCAAGUGAAAAUUCCGAUGGCUCAAACACUUUUGCGGUUGGCAAACCAGAUCUCCCGAAGCGUCCCGUACGGGUCGUUUCCCCAACCCUCAUCAACGGGUCUGGGGACAGGGGCGAUUCCAGAUCUCGCCCCAGACUUCCCUCUAGGCCGCCAAACACAAAGCCAGCGGAACAGCCCAUGCGAGAACGAUCCCAAAGUCUAAGAACACAAACUUUAGACCGACAGAAACCCCCAGCUUUACGUAUCCGAAGUCAAUCGAUGACCGCGAAUGUCCUAGAGAAGCGCUACAAUAAGAUUUUGAAACUGCAGUUACAAACGCUGGAGGAAAUGAUUCAGUCUUGGAGAGGGGAACUACUGCCUGACCCAGAGCUAAACUUGUCUGAUACGAGGUGGUCAGACUACGAGCUCUGUGGUGAUGCUCUGAGCGUGCAAUGUCAUGGAGCUGUUCUUCUACCCGUGAAAUGUGCCAUGUUUUGGGAAGGAAACAAGAAGUUACUUGCUAAGGUGGAAUACCCGCUGCAUUCCAGAACUCGCUCUUCGGAACCUUCACCUAACCAGCAGGAUAUACGUGUAUGCGAGGCUCUGCCGUAUCACGUGAACAUAUCUCGUGUGCUGACGCAUUUUAUUGAUCACGUGCCUGGUGAUGCAAUUGGGCAACCCGACUGUGAUUCGUACGAGACGUUGGUGAGCAUCACAGAUCAGAUACCUUGUGAAACUGUCGCUGACUUUCUCAAACGCACCAUUGACGAACACAAAAGUGAUCCAGAAACUUAUGAGAAGAAAAUUUGUCUGCUAGUUCUUCAGCUUUUGAGUGCGCUGAAUCAUUUACACCAAGAGGCCGUUGUUCAUCGCGACUUGAAAGCCGAGAAUCUUUACAUUCUGGAAGGCGAGCUCGUGGUAAUUACCAAUUUCCAGUGUGCGCUCAAGCAGCCUAGAGGCACUCAACCCAGUCCCUUUAUUUUAAGCCAGAUCACGUCGAGCCAUUUUAGCGGCAACCCUGAACAUCUUCCGCCAGAAAUAGCGAAUGCGUCAAAAGACUCAGAGCAGUUGAAUUAUGAAGACUGCGACACUUUUGCGGCUGGUUGCUUAAUUUACGAGUUCCUUCACAGACACAAUCCUUUUGCUGCUAACCCGAGCCUUGUCAAGCAGAGUUAUGACCAAACUGAUCUUCCUCCAGUUCCCUUCAAUUCGCGAUAUUCAAGGGGACUGAGCACGAUUGCUCGUCAGUUGUUACAACGUCACCCCCAGGAACGUUUGUCUGCUGUGGAAGCCAUUGAAAUGCUUCAGGUAUUGCUAUGGGGGCCGAAAGAACUUGACGAUGAGAGCAUAGACAGCACCAUUGGCGAUUGGCUAGAAACGGAGCGAGCACAUACAGUUGCGAUGAUUGCGCGAAACCAAAUCCAGAAGAGUUGCAGCUCGGACGAUUUCUUGGAGACUUACAUGAAGUGUCAGUUUCUUGUGGAUGCUUCUGUGGAGACAAUAUCACAUAUUUAUCAGCAACUUGAUCUCGACCAGUGAGGAUGUCCUGAACCAGGUUCGAAGGAAUGUAUCUUUUCAUUAACUUAUAAACUUGUGCAAAUGUAAAUUACGCGAGCAUGUUGUCGUUCGAAACUGACAGCCGUAUGUUAGUUUACUUGCGCCGGGCCAAUCAGGAAUCACGUUAGGUUCGUUUGCUUACAUAUUGGUAUUAAAUAAGCAAAGUGUAGUCAGAUAUAGUUUAAAAUGUAGGUGUGUACUACGCUUUAGGCGUAUGUUUGUCAGUAAACCUCGUCUUGUUCGUUUUGUGCUCCAUUUAAGACCAAAUUGUGGUAAAUGAUAAAAUCUGUUAAGUAUCGUGGUUAAGUAAAUCAGGUUUAGAAAGAUCCAAGAACAGCUCGAGGUUAAAUGUCUACAAUUGACCUAACAAAAGAAAUUAAUACGUGUGAGUGAGCGGGUUUUCUUCCACAUAAACCGUUCGAUUGUCGCAAGAAACUCGCGUGUGUUGGGAAAACCAUGCGCGUCGCUUGUAACAUACCUCGUUGCGGUUUACAGUCAUCUCGCCGCCAGCGAGCCCGCCAUCAAGGCAACCUCACCACCACUAAAAUUGCGACCGAGGUCGCUAGCUAAUUUGGCAUGAAUUCAAAGCUUUAGGCGACUCUUACGUUCGAUCUCGAGCUUCGGGAGCAUUGCCAUAAGAAUUCCACGGGAAAUACCGCAGAGCCGUGCGAGGUAACACGCCUUAACGAUAUCGAUUACACUUCGGUUGCGAGUCUUCCUGGCGGUGAGGUGACUGGUUACCCUGAUUACCCACUACCUGGGUAGUAAUGCUUAAUUGACUUUAUUAGAUGAUUUCACACAGCAUAUGCUACUCAUAGAGUAAUGGGGAAACCAGGUUCUCCUAAAGUAUGUUUGGUUGAAUUUCAUAGAUAUUCUAAGGAGGUGAUAUUUAAAAUUGGUCGUUACGAGUAGGUUGAAAUCCCCGUGGGUAUGUUGUAGGGUAGCAAGUUUUAGAGAGUUAUCUUUGGAUGCCUUCGUUUUCUCAGGCAUUUCAAGUUAUUUUUGAAUUUCUUUCCAGAAUAAUGAUAUGUAUAUGUAUAUUCCAAAAAAAUAUAUUUAUAUUUGGUUGUCAUAGGUGACGCCUCUAUAGAAUUUAAAAUUUUUUUUUCAAUUUUUUCCCUAGCAAGGAAACGUGCAUAAUUAUUAUUAACUUUUAUUUAACGAGGAGAUAUUUCCCAGCGUAGUGUAGAAAGCUCAACGUUAUUUUUUGUAUAUUUUUAAAAUGUCUUUGAAAUUUCAUUGCUUCCUCGAAUUUAAAGAAAUGUAUUUUAUUUCAAGAAUAUUGGAAAUUUGGAAAAUUGUCACGUUGAAAGAAGAGUUUGGGAGCAAGUGACGUUUUUGGACGAUCUUGAUGAAACUCAUUGGGGACCGAGAUGAUCUUCAAAGAGCACUCGAAGAGACUCGUACAGGACAAUAAAAAUUGAUAAUCCCACAGUGUCAAAUGGUACAGACAAGCCCUAAGAACGAUCCCUUGACAAGCAAUUAGACAAGCCCUCAGAAAUAGAUAGGUUUUUUUUCUCGGUCACGUGCUUUUACGCAGACAACAUCGUGUGAAGUGAACUUUUUGCUGCUUUUAAAUUGGACUAAAAGAAUUGGAAUUUAGUUGUUACUUCACGAUGAUUUCCCGAGAACGAGACUUGCUCCCCGAUCAAUUACGGGAUAGUUGGUUUUAACUUAUUUGACGUCAUUCUGAUUAAAGGAAUAGGAAAGUUA